AGUUGUCAAACAAAGAUGGCGGAAGAUGGUGCAAGGGACCGGGCUUCAUCGAAAACUUCCACAGACUCUGAGGCUGGUUUGUCGCCUAAAUGUCCUGAAGAUGACGGAGCGGAGAGUCCCGAGUCUGAAGCGUCUCGGGCUUCUCAGCAGGACCUCAAAAGCGUCUUGGUCACCAGCGUCUUAAACCUGGAGCAGCUCGACGUCGACCUGUACAGAGGAAAGCACCAUUGGGUGCCACGUACUCAGCGUCUGUUUGGUGGCCAAAUAAUUGGUCAGGCCCUUGUUGCUGCCGCCAAAUCUGUUGACGAUAACCUCUUUGCCCAUUCUCUGCACUGCUACUUUGUACGAGCAGGAGAUCCCAAGGUUCCAGUGCUGUACCAGGUGGAUCGCAUAAGAGAUGGCCGCAGUUUCUCAGUGCGCUCUGUGAAGGCCAUUCAGCAUGGACAGCCGAUACUGAUCUGCCAGGCCUCCUUCCACAUGCAGCAGCCGAGUCCCCUGCAGCACCAGUUCACGAUGCCUGUGGUGCCUCCACCUGAACACCUUCUCACUGUGGAGGAGCUGAUUCGCCUCUAUUUGAGCAGUCCAGAUGUAGCAGAUACUGCAAAACAAGGCCUGAACAAACUGCUGGCUAAUGAAGUGCCCAUUGAGAUAAAGCCGGUCAACCCACCAGACAUGUACAGACGCGUCGCAAUGGAGCCAAAGAAGCUGUUCUGGGUGCGAGCACGUGGACAUAUCGGUGAAGGAAACAUGAAGCUGCAUUGCUGUGUCGCUGCUUACGUGUCAGACUAUUCGUUUUUGGGCACAGCGCUGCUGCCUUACCCAAACCACCGGGCCCGGUUCACGGCCUCCCUGGACCACGCCAUGUGGUUCCACAGCACUUUCCGCACAGACGAGUGGAUGCUGUACGAGUGUGAGAGUCCGUGGGCAGGGGGCAGUAGAGGCCUGGUUCAGGGCCGCUUGUGGAGGAGAGACGGGGUGCUGGCUGCCUCGUGUGCUCAGGAGGGUGUCCUGAGGGUCACUGAAGUUACGCAGCACAGCAAACUUUAGGGUGUUCCUUUUGUUUCUCUUUCUCAUUCCUGAUUUAUUCCUAAAGGCAUGGGGUGGCUGGGAAACUUUAAAAAUUUUAGAAUGAAAUAGGCAUGCAGUUGAAAUUAAUGACUGGAAUCAUAACACAUGUAUGGCUCUUUAAUGUCACACUCCAUCUCGCUCUAACCUGUUCUCGUCUAUUAUACUAUUAACAUUUGAAAUUACUAUGGCACAAUCAGGGUUUAAAAAAAGGUAUAAUACAAGGUUUCUGUCAAGGUAUAAUACAACCAAGCACUGAUAUGGUUUGGGGCCCUUGAGGAGGAUUUUUUUUAAGAAUUGGUGUUCACUUACUUACUGGAGUCAGAUGACAGAAAUAUAAUAUGAUUGCAUCAAAUCAUAACUCCUCAUGAUUGAAUCCCAACUGGAAGGAAACCUGAAUUGAACUGCAAGCCUCUUUCAAUUCAACAUGCAAAUGAACUGAAUAAUGGUGUUAAAUACAUAUUUU
Myripristis murdjan (pinecone soldierfish) is the source of this 1531-nucleotide messenger RNA. RefSeq names its product acyl-CoA thioesterase 8 (gene acot8). The record is from RefSeq and is a predicted model, not a curated record. The coding region runs from base 16 to 1047 and encodes 343 amino acids. Gene Ontology annotation, biological process: fatty acid catabolic process; acyl-CoA metabolic process. Lineage: Eukaryota; Metazoa; Chordata; Actinopteri; Holocentriformes; Holocentridae. The transcript has 6 exons. Gene Ontology annotation, molecular function: fatty acyl-CoA hydrolase activity. Gene Ontology annotation, cellular component: peroxisomal matrix.